CACAUGUAAUGUUUUCAGAAUUUUUCGUAAUAUUUCUCUACAACGCAUAGACGGUCACAAUAUUAAAAAAAAAAAAAAAGUACCGCACCAAAAUUUUGUAUUCGAAAAACGUAAAAGCGAGACAAACGCGCACUCAAAAGCUGUAGAUAUGUCUUAUAGACUCGCUGUACACUGCUUGGCUGUGAUUUGAAAAUGCAAAUGCGAAUAAAUAUUGGCCAUUAAUCGGUACGUGUCCAUGAUUCCCGAGUGUUUAUAGACUUUGGCGUUUGGCACUUCGACUGGCGGAUUUCCAUCGGCGCAAUUUAAGCGCUCCGAAUGGGGUGUAUUCUCAAAGCCAAUGCGCAGCGAAGAGCAUAUGCUCGCACUUUGAUGAAUAUAGUCGGAAUAGUACGAACUACCAGAGGAACGCUAAAAUUAGACAAUCCGCAAAUGUAGCGCCGCUCCACGCAGCCAAAGCGACCGUGUUCGUGUGUGUGUGUCGCACGAAUGCAUACAAAAACACUUACACUCUGGUAUAUAUGGACGUCCGUGUGCGAGCACUUGCCGGGCGGUCUCUGGCAGCGGCGCGGCGUGUGUCGUGGGUUGUGGCAUUGACGGUGUCGGGGACGCGGUGCGGUCUGCCUUUCGGCUGAAUGUUUUGUUUCAAAAUUCAAAUUAAAAUCAGCAGCCAGCGUCGCACAGCAGCGGGCAGCUGAAGGAAUACAAUUAAUUGCGAGCGUUUUUUGUGAAUGUGCUCGGCAUGCUGCUCAGUCAGUUCGGUAUUGGAAUUUGCAUUUGACGUGUCGUGGAGCGGAUGAACGGGUUUGCGGAAUUCGGUAUCAACUUUAAAUCUUCGAAUGCGCCGUGUCGUUGCACCGUUGAGUCGUUGGAGUGUGGCGCUGCUGCUUGUGUGUGUGUUGCGUUGUACGCCCGCUCGUGCCAUAGUGGAUGCUGCAAACUGUUGGGAGGACAGUGAAGCAUGUCUUAUAGAGGCGACGCUGCAUCGGGUGGAUGAGCCGCUACAGUCUGCAGGACUGACGGUGCAAAUCGAUUGUCAAACAGAACUUCAGCUGUCGACGACUGGUGAGAACAGUCGCGCGCCCGCUUAUCUCAAGCGGCCACUGGAAAGUUUACUGCUCGAUGGCUGUCACACGCCGCUGGACGUUGAAACCUAUGGCAUGGAGUACGUACCCUACUGCGGCACUGUGCCGGUGGUGCAAAUGGAGCGCUUCCACGCAGAUACGCUGCAGCCCUUCAAUUGCCCUGCUGCAAACAACAGCCUGUUGGAGUUGGAAAUACUGCGCUAUCAAAAUAAUGAACUGGCCACCAUAGGCACAGACGCGUUCGCGAAUCUACCACGUUUGCGUGAACUGUAUUUCGUGCGCAAUUCGCUGCGUCACAUUGCGCGUUCGGCUUUUGAUACGUUACGCGUCGUGGAGCGUAUACAUAUCGCGCAUGAACCUUUGUUGGCGCUCAAGGAUGGCGAUCUGUUCGAACGCACCGGCGUUGCUGAUCUACAGCUGCUGCAGUUGAAACACAUUACGUCCGAGCUGUUUGGACAACUGCCGGAGACGCUGCGUCAAAUAGUCGUCGAACGCACCAGCUUCGAUGACGACGCCAUUGUGGUGAGUAAUCCCCAACUGCUGCGCAAUAUAUCAAUCAACGGCUGCACCUUGAAAUCGUUCAAGCUGCUCGAGUCCGCACAAACAACCAGCGUGCGUUACAUCAACUUGAGCGGCAAUGCUUUGGUUGAUUUUCGUGUGGAUUUUCUCAGUGACGACAGCAACACAUCGAUUGUGGCCGUGGAAACGCUUGAUUUGAGCGAAAAUGAGCUCACGCAACUGCCGUUGUCAUGGCUGAGCGAAUUGAGAAAGCUGCGCCAUUUGUUGUUACGCGGAAAUCGGCUGAAGACACUCUCAUUAGCGGAGUUGAUGUCCACAAUACCAGCGCUGACGUCACUGGAUUUGCGCGACAAUGAGCUGACGUCGCUACACGAUGCAGCCGCUGUGAGCGCAUUAAGUUGGGCGCAAGUGCGCAUACAAAUCGACCGAAAUCCAUGGCAUUGCCUGUGGCUGCUCGACUUUGCGCACACACACCCCGAAAAGUUCCGCGUCUUCCAGUAUGCCAAGUACAUUUCGCAAAUCAAUGUGAACGGUCUGCAGUGUAUGCCGGUUGAGGUGUCGCCAUCAGCGGACAAUGUCACCGAAAGUGAGCCAACUGUGAAUGAAACAACAACAACACAAGCAACAACGAUAGUGCGUGGUAUACAAAUACAUGGCCGGAAUAUGGGUGUGGUCAACGCCUCCACCUACAAGCUAAUCUAUGGCGGUCCGUGGGAAUAUAAGCGCAGUCAACGCGCUGAGGCGCUGAUAAUUGUGUUUAUGCUGCCGGUGGGCGUGGCAUUACUCUUCCUUCUACUCUACAUGUGGAUCAACUGCCAGAAGGUGUUCCACUUGUCAUACUAUCGUUCCUUCACUUGGCCACAACGCAAUGUGCGUGGACGCUUCACAAGCGCGGAGCGUUUCGAUGUGGUGCGCCAGCUGCCACCUACCCCCAACGCCAUGAAUGACAAUAUUAACAACAACGAAGACUACGAGACGCCGCUGAAUGGCAUCGGCUCUGUGUGCAACUGCAACAAUAUUGGCGCGGCAACUUAUGUCAAUGAGAAGUGCAACAAACCACAUCACAUCACCUACGAAGAGUUGCCUGCGGAGCGACCGUAUAAAAUCUAUGAGGAGAUAAUCGGCGAUGAUGGCACGGACACCGAGACGUAUGCGCAACCUUUUUACGAUCACCUUUCGUUCACACAACCGGCCAAAAGUGAUAUCACCGAUUCCACAUGAAACGAAGGUAAACGUUCGUAUUUGUGUGAGUGAUUGUGUGAGAGCAGCUGAUCGCGGGAAAAUGGCUACAAAAUAGCAUGGACACCACAAGCUGCCUCAAACAGCUGAUCGAUCUUAACCAUUGUUUAUGGAAAUACUAAUGUACAUAUAUAUAAAGCAAUUAUUUGUACUUACACAUGUAUAUAUGUAUGAAUAUAUAUAUACUCAUAUAUAUAAUAUACAAUAGUUUUUAUUGACCGA
Molecule: messenger RNA, 3062 nt
Organism: Zeugodacus cucurbitae (melon fly)
Lineage: Eukaryota; Metazoa; Arthropoda; Insecta; Diptera; Tephritidae
Exons: 2
Coding region: 837-2822 (661 amino acids)
Cellular component (GO): extracellular matrix
Molecular function (GO): protein binding
Source: RefSeq, a predicted model, not a curated record